Molecule: messenger RNA, 459 nt
Organism: Theileria orientalis strain Shintoku
Lineage: Eukaryota; Apicomplexa; Aconoidasida; Piroplasmida; Theileriidae
Exons: 2
Coding region: 1-459 (152 amino acids)
Source: RefSeq, a predicted model, not a curated record
AUGGAUAUAAAAGUGGAUUAUUACGAUCUUCUGGAAAAAACGAGGAUUUUUGGAGAAAAGACCCUGUACGAAUUGACAGAAAGUGAUGUUGAAAGUUACUUGGUAUUCUUAGGAUUCCCAAAAGUGCCAUCAAUAGCAAUGAAAGGUAACGGAGAAGUAGAAAGCUUGAUCUUUAUGUUGUCAUGUAAGCUGAUACAAGAGUGUAGCAACGUGACUGUAAACAAAAAGAAAGGAAAAAAGGAUCUGGAAGGGCAUCACCUGAAGUUAUUCGGAUACAUAAUACUGAACCUGAGUAACAGAAGAAAACUAUCAGUGCACAAUCCAGUGUUCCUAAAGCUGUUAGAAGCGGAAAUACCGAAAGUGAAAGAUGACCUGGAGUCAUACGAAGAGAGAUUGAAGAAUGUUCUGUAUUUAUCAACGUCACUGUACGGAAAUGAAGUUGAAAUUACAACGAACUGA